AUGUCCAACUCGACGGUAUCAGAUCUGGUUGGAAACUGCAUAGCACCCUUCCUUGACGCCUCAAAGUUCGGCCAAGAGGGAGGAUUCAUACACGGCCGAUUUUGCGCACCGAUAGAAGGACUACCCGGCAAUCCAACAUGUUGCUUGCCUUGUCCCGCAACUGAAUGGGCCUACUCAGACCAAUUCAGAACAUACGGCAUCGUAUCAGAAUGGCUGAACGUUGUCGGCCUCAUAUUGAUGGUCUUCAUGCUCAUAUCAUACGUGGUACUACCGACGCAGCAGACACGAAGUCAUUACCUCAGCGUGUGUUUGGUUGUGUCAAUAGCCCUGAUUGCGAUUGGAUUUACGAUACCCCUUGGAGCGAGGCCACAGCAGUGUCACGAUGAAAUCACCCCGAACGACAUGUACUCAUCAACGGAAUGUGCCUGGUCUGGCGCAUUCAUCAUCGCAGGAGGACUUACGGCCGAUAUGUGGAUCUUUAUUCGAGCUUUGUCGAUGAACUUGCAGAUUUGCUGGGACAUUGUUCCUGGAAAACGGUUCUUCUAUGCCUCACAAUUGAUGGGAUGGGGCAUCCCGGCGAUUUUGUUCACCAUCACCAUUACCUUGACUGGAGUCAGCUUUCGUUUUGGAUCGGCGUGCCAUGUCAACCACAAAUCGUCAAUGGGUGACUUCUGGGGGCCAUUGCUGGCUUUCGCAGGCGCAGCUGGUGUCUUACAGCUUAUGACUUUCGCAUACUGCAUCCACGUCUAUCUCAAAAAUUUGUGGUCAGACCAAGCCGAUACCUCGACCAACGCAUCUGGAAGCGGGCUGCCAUCCUACACUUCCAGCGUGCGAACACAGACGGCGCGUGCUGUGUACCAACGACUGAAGAAAGUACUCUGGCUACAGUGGCGAGGAAUUUGCAUCGUCAGCAUCAUUCUCGUCGACGUCGUCUUCUUCUCCAUCGUCUUCGUCUACCUCGAUGGCAUGCAACAAUCAAUCGUCCGCGAUUGGACUAAAGUUAUGCCCUGGUUGGGUUGCCUUGCUAACAACCCCAACGACAAAGACAAGUGCCUGCACCUUGUCCACGGCUGGCUGGUCAACGAACCUACUGUCGUUGCAGUGCUUCUACUCUUGUCUCUGGCCGGCGUGCAAGUCUUUCUCCUCCUCACCCGACCCUCAGUCUUCCCCGCCUGGUGGGACUUCUUCCGAUCCAAGACCUCCCGCCGCCAAGAAUUCGUCUCCCUCGACGCCAGGCCAGAUAUCAUGCAACGCUCCAACUCCAAGCAAGAGCUCCUCCGCUACCAACGAGGAAACCAAGCCACGACCUUCGAAAUGCAAGCGAAACAACCUCCCUCCGUCGAAACCACUGAUCUCGAACUCAAAGGCCUGGGAGGCUCGACCCUCUCAUCACCCGAAGAUUCCUACCGAAGUCCGCUCCACCAAGGCUCCCCAGCGAUCGACGAGACGGCAAACCACAACCUCCCACGAGGCCGCCUCCCACCCGAAUACGUCAGCCGCAUAACGCCCUCGCCCCUCAACGAUCCAAUGAACCCGUCCAGCCCACCCGAGGCAUUCCGCCAACGCCAACAUCAACCCUCGACAUCAGACUACUUCAACCAAUCCCGCCUCCGCAAAGACUCCUCUGAAUCGCGGCGCUACCAACCCCCAACAUCCAGCUUCUCCGUCCCCAAAGCGCCUUCCAGGGACAGCAGCAUCAAAAGCGUCAGUUUCGACCCGAGGGAUAUGUACACGAGGGGCGGACUCGCACUAAACCCACCGAGCGAGGCUGGCGAAAGCCAGGAAGAUUUGCAUCAGAGUCGACUGGUGGCGAAUUCGAGGGUGUGGGAUCCUAACAAUCGAAUUUGA
Messenger RNA from Zasmidium cellare ATCC 36951, 1848 nucleotides. RefSeq lists its product as uncharacterized. The record is from RefSeq and is a predicted model, not a curated record. Gene Ontology annotation, biological process: cell surface receptor signaling pathway. Bases 1 to 1848 code for a protein of 615 amino acids. NCBI's taxonomy places the organism in Eukaryota, Fungi, Ascomycota, Dothideomycetes, Mycosphaerellales, Mycosphaerellaceae. Gene Ontology annotation, cellular component: membrane. The transcript is spliced from 2 exons. Gene Ontology annotation, molecular function: transmembrane signaling receptor activity.